AAAUCAAAUCCCCAUUUCAGAUAUUCUCUUUAUCUCUCUACAUAAGAAGAAGAAGAACAUGAAGAAAGAGGAUCCAUGGCGGUUGUCGCUGUGGAAGAAGGAAUAUGCCACUUUAUUAUACCUAUCAGACAUUCACAUAUUCUUUUAGUCAUUCCGUUUUUGUUUAACAAUUUUCUUUUUAUAUAUAUAUAUAUAUAUAUAGCUGAAAAUGCUACAUUUCUCUCCUUCCUUCACUCUCCUUUACGUCCUCUUCCUCGUCCAGUAUAUACAACUUGGUCUUUAUGGUGGUAUUGAUAUUUUCAAAGAGCAUCUCUCUCAGAAUACAACGUGAAGUUACACGAUGCCGAAACCAAAGGCUGGAACUGAUUGGCGAUGCCAUAGUUUAUUGAAUAGCUUUAAGAUGGAGAGGGUCAGGACGAUGCUGAAUCACCCAUACCCUUAUCCACACGAGCAUUCGCGUCAUGCAGUUAUUGCUGUCGUUGUGGGUUGCUUGUUCUUCAUUUCGUCAGACAAUAUUCAUACUCUUAUACAGAAGUUAGACAGCAACAUUAAAUGGUGGUCAAUGUAUGGCUGCCUGCUCGGGUUCUUUUAUUUCUUUUCAUCACCAUUUCUUGGGAAGACAAUCACACCUAGUUAUUCAAAUUUUAGUCGGUGGUACAUUGGCUGGAUUUUAGUGGCAGCACUAUAUCAUCUUCCCAGUUUUCAAUCAAUGGGAGUGGAUUUGAGAAUGAAUCUCUCCUUAUUUUUGAACAUAUAUGUUACAUCAAUUCUGUUUCUUCUGGUUUUCCAUGUUAUAUUCUUGGGGCUCUGGUAUCUUGGUCUGGUUGCUCGUGUUGCUGGAAGUAGGCCAGCGGUCUUAACCAUUGUUCAAAAUUGUGCAGUUCUAAGCGUAGCAUGUUGUGUAUUUUAUAGCCACUGUGGCAACAGUGCUACUCUAAAGGAAAAAUCACUUGAAAGGUCAUCUAGCUGGUUUAAAUUUUGGAAAACAGACGAGCAGAAAACAUGGAUCGCAAAAUUGCUUCGGAUAAAUGAAAUGAAAGAUGAGAUCUGCUCGUCAUGGUUUGCUCCUGUAGGGUCUGCCAGUGAUUAUCCACUUCUAGCCAAAUGGGUCAUUUAUGGUGAGCUAGCUUCUAAUGGCUCAUGUGAGGGAUCAUCAGAUGGGAUUUCUCCCAUAUAUUCAUUAUGGGCCACUUUUAUAGGCCUCUAUAUUGCUAACUAUGUAGUGGAGAGAUCAACAGGAUGGGCUUUGACUCACCCGACAUCAGAAAGAGAAGUUGAGAAGGUGAAGAAGCAAAUGAGGCCUGAAUUUCUAGACAUGGUUCCUUGGUAUUCAGGGACAUCGGCUGAUCUGUUCAAGACGGUUUUUGAUCUUCUGGUCUCAGUAACAGUGUUUGUUGGGCGCUUUGACAUGCGUAUGAUGCAGGCGGCGAUGAGUGGGGUUCAUGGAGGGGCCAAAGAAGAUGACCUUUUGUACGACCAGUUCAGUGAAAAAGAUGAUUUUUGGUUUGAUUUUCUAGCAGAUACUGGUGAUGGUGGAAAUUCCUCAUAUACAGUGGCACGUCUUGUUGCUCAACCAUCUCUUCAGCUUUUGAGUGAUGAAGAGACGCUUAAUCUGCCUCGUGGAAACCUUCUAUUGAUUGGGGGUGAUCUUGCAUAUCCUAAUCCAUCCUCAUUCACUUAUGAAAAGCGCUUCUUUCGUCCUUUCGAGUAUGCUCUUCAGCCACCAUCAUGGUACAAAGAAGACCACUUGGCGAUAAACAAACCUGAAUUACCUUCUGGAUACUCUGACAUAAAGAUGUAUGAUGGACCUCAGUGCUUUUUAAUCCCAGGAAACCAUGAUUGGUUUGAUGGACUUCAGACUUUUAUGAGGUACAUUUGUCACAAGAGCUGGUUAGGUGGAUGGCUUAUGCCCCAGAAGAAAAGUUAUUUUGCAUUGCAACUUCCUAAAGGAUGGUGGAUAUUUGGUCUAGACCUUGCACUUCACAUGGACAUUGAUGUUUACCAGUUCAAAUUUUUCUCAGAAUUGAUAGAGGAAAAGGUUGGAGAUGAUGAUUGUGUCAUCAUUGUCACACACGAACCGAUUUGGCUUCUUGAUUGGUACUGGAGUGACACUUCCGCGAAGAAUGUCUUGCACUUGAUUCGUGACUGCUUGAAAGGAAGAUGUAAAAUCUGGAUGGCUGGGGAUUUGCAUAAUUAUUUGCGGCAUACUCAUAUACCAACAGACAAACCUGCUUGUGUGCAACACUUAUUGGUUAAUGGUUGUGGUGGUGCAUUCUUGCACCCCACUCAUGUCUUUAGUAAUUUCAAUGGAUUUGAUGGAGCCUCCUAUGAGAACAAAUCUGCUUACCCAUCAUUUGAAGACUCAAGCAGGAUUGCUCUUGGUAACAUACUGAAAUUCCGCAAGAAAAAUUGGCAGUUUGAUAUAAUUGGUGGCUUUAUUUACUUUGUAUUGGCCUUUUCAAUGUUUCCUCAGUGUAAUCUAGACCACAUAUUGCAGAACGAUACUUUUUCUGAUCAGGUUGGGAGCUUCUUUAAUGCAGUCUGGGACACUUUUCUGUAUUUGCUAGGGCACUCGUGUGUGUCUGCAGCUGGGGCUACAAUGCUUUUAGUAAUUGCCAUUACUUUUGUCCCUUCUAAAGUUUCCCGAAAAAAGCGAGCUUUCGUUGGUAUUCUUCACGUUCUAGCGCACCUUUCUGCAGCUCUAAUUCUCAUGUUGUUACUUGAACUUGGUAUUGAAACUUGUAUUCAACAUAAGUUGCUUGCUACUUCAGGUUAUCACACGUUGUAUGAGUGGUACCACACUAUGGAGAGUGAACAUUUCCCAGAUCCAACUGGGCUUCGUGCGCGUAUUGAACAAUGGACAUUUGGACUUUAUCCUGCCUGCAUUAAAUAUCUCAUGUCUGCAUUUGAUAUUCCUGAAGUGAUGGCUGUCACUAGGAAUACUAUAUGCAAAGAAGGAAUGGAAUCCCUUUCCAGGGGCGGUGCAGUUAUAUACUACGCUGCAGUUUUUCUUUAUUUUUGGGUCUUCUCGACACCUGUUGUUUCUAUGGUGUUUGGAAGCUACCUUUAUAUUUGUAUCAAUUGGCUUCACCUGCAUUUUGAUGAAGCCUUUUCAUCACUCCGGAUUGCUAAUUACAAGGCGUUCACGCGAUUCCACAUCAAAAGUGAUGGAGAUCUUGAAGUUUUCACCCUUGCUGUGGAUAAGGUACCGAAAGAAUGGAAGCUGGAUCAUAGAUGGGAAGGGGAGGCAAGGCAACCGCAGCAAUUAAAUCAUCAUAGGGAAUAUCCUAGUAAAUGGCGUGCAGUCUCUUCACUGAACGAUCCCUUGAAGACCGUUAAGGUUGUUGACCAUUUUGUUGUACAACGGACAGGAAAUCUCAAUUUGGAUGAUGACACCAGAUCAGAUGCUCAUUGAUCUUGCAUAGUAUUGGUAGAAAAAGGUUUUAUGUCUUCUUGUAGUUAAAUGUAUCUUAUUGAUAUUGCUCUUUUUUUGUUUAUAAUUCAACUAAAAAUGGUGGAUUGGUCAGGGAUUCUUUGUUUUGUAGACUUAAUUGCCAUAGGUAGACAUGGGCAUCUACUUUGUGAAACUGAUAUUCUUUAAACAUGUUAGUAAUAGUGUUAUACUAUCUUA
Impatiens glandulifera is the source of this 3631-nucleotide messenger RNA. RefSeq lists its product as uncharacterized. Bases 341 to 3415 code for a protein of 1024 amino acids. The record is from RefSeq and is a predicted model, not a curated record. Lineage: Eukaryota; Viridiplantae; Streptophyta; Magnoliopsida; Ericales; Balsaminaceae. The transcript has 16 exons. Gene Ontology annotation, molecular function: hydrolase activity.